AUUUACUUUCAUUGUUGCAUCAUCCUCCGCCUCCAAUUUAAUAGUUUUCGUUAUUAGUUAAAUAAAAUCCCUUGCGGUUUGCCGGUUCAUCUUUGCCGAUAAAUCCGGGAUCGUUCUGCCACCGACCAACGCCGGAUUCGAUGGCCACCGGCGUCAUCUCCCAGCAGUCAUUGUUCCUGGCCCUCUCCUCUUCCUCCUCUUGUCCAUCGUCGUCGUCUUCGUCGAAGCCCCCGACCAGGGCGGCUAUCCCAUCGCUGCCUUUGUGCUCCUCCCGCCGCCUCUCCAUCUCUUCCCCCAAGGGAUCCAACAGAAGGAGCCGGGAUUCGUACGUCGUCGCCGCCUCGGCCUUGGCCGAGGACCUCGAUGUCAUCCCCGUGCAGAGCAGCGACUCCACCGACCAGCAGGACGGCGUCAUCCCCUCCGCCGGGAGGGAGCAGCAGGAGGAGCAGCCCCUCGAGGGGCCUGGCAGCCAAGUCGGCGCCUUCGCUCUCGAGAGCGGGGGCAGAAUCCUCGGUGGCGGUGGAAGCGGCGGCGUUGGUUUAUAUUCCGAGUUACAGGACGAGGAGGACGUUGAGAAGUCGGUGGACAGGACUAUCAACGCUGCAAUUGUUCUUGCCGCCGGGACUUUCGCCAUCACCAAGCUUCUUACCAUCGACAGCGACUAUUGGCAUGGCUGGACGUUGUAUGAGAUACUUAGGUAUGUACCCCAACAUAAUUGGGCUGCCUAUGAGCAAUCUUUAAAAACAAAUCCAGUUCUUGCGAAAAUGAUGAUAAGUGGUGUUGUUUAUUCUCUAGGCGAUUGGAUUGCCCAGUGCUAUGAAGGAAAACCACUCUUUGAAUUCGAUCGUGCUCGCAUGUUCAGAUCAGGGCUCGUAGGAUUUUCUCUUCAUGGGUCACUUUCUCAUUAUUACUACCACUUCUGCGAGGCACUUUUUCCUUUCCAAGACUGGUGGGUUGUGCCUGCUAAGGUGGUGUUCGACCAGACUGCAUGGUCUGCCAUAUGGAACAGUAUCUACUUUGUAGCAUUGGGCUUCUUGCGUUUUGAAUCUCCGGCAAUUAUUUUUAGUGAAUUGAAGGCUACAUUUUGGCCCAUGUUAACUGCAGGGUGGAAGCUUUGGCCCUUUGCACACUUGAUUACUUAUGGUGUUGUUCCAGUUGAACAAAGACUUCUUUGGGUUGAUUGUGUGGAGUUAAUAUGGGUGACGAUCCUCUCAACGUAUUCAAAUGAGAAGUCUGAAGCAAGAAAUUCCGAAGUGACCUCGGAGUUGAAUACUAUACCAGCAUCCCAUGUCCCUGAGGAACUGAUAAAUAGCCAAGAAAGGUAGCUGUUCUUGUUGGAACGGAAUGCUGAUUAUGUCGAUUGCAUGUAUAGUGUGACAGAUGGAUACGAAGCCAGGGGGCUGCCUGUAGUCCCUUUCUAGCUGAUUGCAAUAUGGUGAUCUUAAUGCGUAUAUUCUCUUACUAUUUUUUUUUUUUGUUGUGUUGGGUUGAUUUCCCCCUCUUUGUUAUCCAUUGUUUUUCUUUAUUGUAAUGACAAUUGCGCGAAGUAAUGCAGAGAAGCAGGUCUUGAUUAA
Molecule: messenger RNA, 1574 nt
Organism: Zingiber officinale
Lineage: Eukaryota; Viridiplantae; Streptophyta; Magnoliopsida; Zingiberales; Zingiberaceae
Exons: 7
Coding region: 141-1325 (394 amino acids)
Cellular component (GO): membrane; cytoplasm
Source: RefSeq, a predicted model, not a curated record